AUGACCGGUAACCGAUACGAAGAUUGCUGUGCUAUACUCACAGCCAUUAACGAUACGAAAACGCCUCCACAAGAAUUUGUUGAUUCCACUCAGAAGGCAGUAAUGGCUGUUUGGUGGAAUCUUGUGCAAGCUUUUUGGAAGCGAUACAGUCCCGAUCCCAUACGAGAGGAGAAGCUCACUGAAGCGAUCAAACAGUGGUGUCUGGAGGUGACGAGAGACUAUGACGCGGUUUCCGUUUGUGAUUUCACUUCAUCGUGGAGGGACGGCUAUGCCUUCAACUCGAUCAAACAGUGGUGUCUGGAGGUGACGAGAGACUAUGACGCGGUUUCCGUUUGUGAUUUCACAUCAUCGUGGAGGGACGGCUACGCCUUCAACUGUUUGCUGCACUCUUUCGAGUAUGUGACCGUUAACUUCUUAAAAAGUUACUGA
Messenger RNA from Strongylus vulgaris, 429 nucleotides. NCBI's taxonomy places the organism in Eukaryota, Metazoa, Nematoda, Chromadorea, Rhabditida, Strongylidae. The record is from the annotation of a GenBank genome assembly.